This is a messenger RNA of Acanthocheilonema viteae, 1035 nucleotides long. The record is from the annotation of a GenBank genome assembly. NCBI's taxonomy places the organism in Eukaryota, Metazoa, Nematoda, Chromadorea, Rhabditida, Onchocercidae.
AUGGAUAGCGAUAGCCCCUCAUCUUAUCGUUCUCAGUUUGGUUCAGCGAAGUUUUCUCGUGUGCGAUGGGUUGAUUUAGGAGGACAGCAAAAAAAAUUCCUGACCACGACGUAUGAUUCUCGAAGUAAAGAAAUAGCUGCAUGGUCAUUUGUUGAAGAUGCUGGAUUAUCAGAUGAUUUAUUCUCAUGCGAAUGCAAAUUGUUUAUCGAUGCAGACGUGAAUGAUUUGCUACUAUAUCAUAGUACGAAAUUCGCGGCUGCGAUGAGCGAUGGUUCAAUAAGGUUACUGGAAUAUGAUUCAGGCGUCAUUAAACCCACGAAGAAAUACACUAAUAUAUAUAAUACUUGUUCUUAUAAUGCAUUAUGUUAUAACAAUGAUAAGAUCAUCAGUGGUAGUGAGGGUGGCAAUUUGAUAAGUAUUGAUUUGGAAGGCAAUCGCAAGGAAAUUGUGCAUUUGAGUAUGGCAAGCGUACGCUCCUUAGCAUCGAUCUCACGGGAUGUAUUUGUGUCAGCCCAUCUGGAUGGGCAAAUCUGUCUAUGGGAUCUCAGAGUAGAGACCAAAUCACCUCGCCCUGUAUUUUCCUGCAGAGUCACGGACUGUUUCCAAGGUACUACUUCACUUGCUGCCCAUCCUGCCGAGCCUAAUUUGAUUGGGUUUGGUACCGAGGAUGGUAGUAUUGGCUUUCUCGAUACACGUCGAAGCAAUUAUUUGUUGAAUACUGUUUCAGUUUUUUUUCCAGUUGGUACAGUAUGGGAGGUAGCCUUUCAUCCAAUUUAUCCAUCAAAUUUUUACUGCGCAACUGGUAAAGGUCAUUUGUUGCAUUUGAAUAUCAAAGGAUCUGGUCUUUCCAAUUCGACCUCAAAUCAUAACAGUCAAGCGCGAGCAAAUGCAUGGCUUUCACCUGGGAAUGCGAAUGUUACUGCUCUUAUUGAUUGUAUGAUAUCAGUAAACACUUUCAGCAUAUCGACGAAUGGAAUUAUCGCGUGUUCAGACAAUCAGAUGAUUACUUAUAUUGACAAAAAAUAUCUGGCUUAA